UUUCCUUCCCCUAUCGUCCACGCCAGAUUGCGUAUUAUGGGAUGUGCGGAAUUAAGCAGCCCGAGGAAGACGCGAGGUAGCGAAGAAGAGUACAAGGCCGCGGGGGAUUGCGAGCGAGCGGCUCAUCAUGGAGCUGUCUGCCGUCGGGGAGAGCGUCUUUGCUGCAGAGUCCAUCAUUAAGCGACGGAUCCGUCGGGGUCGUUGGGAAUAUCUGGUGAAAUGGAAGGGCUGGUCUCACAAGUACAGCACAUGGGAGCCAGAGGAGAACAUCUUGGAUGAGCGCCUCCUGGCAGCUUUUGAGGAGAGAGAACGUGAGAGAGAGCUUUUUGGGCCCAAAAAGCGAGGACCCAAGCCUGAGACGUUUCUCUUGAAGGCCAAAGCCAGAGAGAAAACGUACGAAUUUAGACGAGAUCCAGUCCGGCCCAUUGAGGUCUCCUAUCCGGUCCCGGAGCCCAUCAUAACACCGAGAGCCCGGGAGGGUCUGCGCACGGUGGUCCCCACCAUCUUCCCCCCGAGCGCAGUCAACCGAGGGGAGAGCGUCGCCGGCCAAGCCCUGGAACCAGAAAGAAGGGUCAGAUCGGCAGCCAGUUCUCACCAAGAACCAGGUCCCAAAAAGCGAGGACGCAAGCCCAAAUUGCGUCUGCAUUAUGAGCGGGGCGAGGAUGAAAGCCUGGAACCCGCCCCCAAAAUGUGCAGACGCUUCCCUCAGGACGGGGGAUCUUCCGACCCCAGCCUGGCCCAGCUGACCAGAAGGUUCCAGGAGAAGACCACCAUUACGCCCAGGUCCAGCAGUGAGCACAUGGGCGUGGCCUACACCCGUCCGGACCGAGGAGGCAGGACUCAUUACCUGGCGGUCCUGAAGCACAGUGACAAAAACGUGAGCCUGCCGAUAAUAACGGGAGAAGAACUCGGGGUGGUAUGCCCCCCCACGGCCCCAGGCUCCUCCUGGACCCCUCGUUUCACCAACAUGGACACGGUGACAGUCACAGACGUCACCAUGAACCUGCUCACCGUCACUGUCAGAGAGAACUACACCGACAAAGGUUUUUUUCGAGAGAAAAGAUGAGAGACUCAUAAGAGGUGUGUCAGAAAGGUUCCAAGACUAGUUUUUUCAAGACUAAUGGAACUAGCAUCGAUAUUUUAGUUGCAAACCUUUAAA
Molecule: messenger RNA, 1159 nt
Organism: Syngnathus acus (greater pipefish)
Lineage: Eukaryota; Metazoa; Chordata; Actinopteri; Syngnathiformes; Syngnathidae
Gene: cbx8a
Product: chromobox homolog 8a (Pc class homolog, Drosophila)
Exons: 5
Coding region: 128-1066 (312 amino acids)
Source: RefSeq, a predicted model, not a curated record